Messenger RNA from Pyrus x bretschneideri (Chinese white pear), 1918 nucleotides. RefSeq names its product berberine bridge enzyme-like 21. Gene Ontology annotation, molecular function: FAD binding; oxidoreductase activity. The record is from RefSeq and is a predicted model, not a curated record. Lineage: Eukaryota; Viridiplantae; Streptophyta; Magnoliopsida; Rosales; Rosaceae.
GGACCAAAGCCCUUACAAACAUCCAACAAAUUUAACAAAACCGAUGAGAGACGCAAUGCCGAGGAUUCUUAAACUUCUUGUUUCUCUUGUCUUUCUUCAAGCUUCUGCUUCAUGGGCAACUUCGGAUUCUGUCUAUGACAGCUUCCUCCAAUGCCUAAAAACCAAAACAAACUCAUCCAACACAUCUCAAUUAUCCAACAUAGUCUAUGCCCAAAACAACCCUUCAUACACACCAGUUUUACAAGCCUACAUCAGAAACUCCAGGUUCAACAAAACCUCCACCCCAAAACCACUCCUCAUUGUCACACCCUUAACCGAAUCCCAUGUCCAGGCCUCCGUCCUCUGCGCCAAGCUCGCCGGCUUACAGCUCAAAAUCCGAAGCGGCGGGCACGAUUAUGAGGGCAUUUCUUACUGGUCUAGCCAGACAUUUAUUGUUCUUGACAUGUUUAAUCUCAGGUCGAUCAAGGUGGACAUUAAGGACAACUCCGUUUGGGCUCAGGCCGGCGCUACGCUUGGAGAGUUGUACUAUAGGAUUUGGGAGAAGAGUAAAGUCCAUGCCUUUCCGGCGGGGAUUUGCCAACUGGUUGGUGUUGGUGGGCACCUAAGUGGCGGCGGAUAUGGUAACUUGCUGAGGAAGUAUGGUCUUGCUGUUGACAAUGUCCUUGAUGCUCAGAUUGUCAAUGCCAAAGGCGAACUUCUCGACCGAAAAUCGAUGGGGGAGGACUUGUUUUGGGCUAUUAAAGGAGGAGGUGGAGGAAGCUUUGGUGUCAUUAUUUCGUACAAGUUGAAGUUGGUUUCUGUCCCGGAAGUUGUUACAAUUUUUCGGGUUGAGAAAACGUUGGAGCAGAAUGCAACCGCCCUCGUUUCUCGGUGGCAGGAGGUGGCGCCCACGACGGAUGAUGGGUUGUUUUUGAGGCUGUUGUUGCAGCCUGUCAGUUCUAAAGUGAAGAAGGGGGAAAAGACUAUUAGAGCCUCAGUUUUGGCCGAGUUUUUAGGCACUGCUGAUCAGCUUGUGAAAUUGUUGGGUAAGGAGUUCCCUGAAUUGGGGUUGAAGAAGGAGAAUUGUACUGAGAUGAACUGGAUUGAAUCCGUCCUCUGGUGGGCGAAUUUCGACAUUGGAACCUCUCCCAAGGCGUUGCUUGACAGAAUGCCAAACGAUGCAAAUUUCUUGAAGAGGAAGUCUGAUUAUGUCCAAACCCCGAUUUCAAUAGACGGGUUGGAGUGGCUGUGGAAAAAAAUGAUCGAGCUAGGGAAAACAGGACUUGUUUUCAAUCCGUAUGGUGGGGAAAUGAGCCGGAUUGCACCAUCCGAGACACCUUUUCCCCACCGUGCCGGAAACUUGUACAAAAUUCAGUACUCAGUGAACUGGGAGGAUGCAGGGGAAGACUUGGAGAAGAACUACACCACACAAAGCAAGAGGCUUUUCAGUUACAUGACCCCAUUUGUGUCAAAGAAUCCAAGAAGUGCUUUUCUGAACUAUAGAGACCUUGACAUUGGUGCUAGUUCAACUGGGGCUCCUUCUUAUGAAGAAGGAAGGGUUUAUGGAGUGAAGUAUUUCAACGACAAUUUCGAUAGGCUGGUGAAGGUGAAGACCGCCGUCGAUCCAGAAAAUUUCUUCUACAACGAGCAAAGCAUCCCAAUUCUUCCAAGAAACGAAUAGGAGAGCAUAGGAAGUUGAUACAAAAGCAUGGAUUUUUGGUUGUUGAUUGAUCAUAGAUUCAUUGGAGUAAGUUAAAAAGGUUAAAGUAUUAUGAAAAGGCUAAAUUAUUGGGUUAUUUUGAUUCAGUUCUUGUCACAGUGAAUAGAUACAAUGUGUUUUUACUUUUAUCCUGCUCCAGAUUAAUAUUUUGGUUUUGGAUUUAUGAGAGAUCGUGACAUGUAUAAGAAAGUUGAAACAAUGCCAUUUAUUCUAGUUAAA